Salvia miltiorrhiza (redroot sage) is the source of this 1451-nucleotide messenger RNA. Its product is annotated as cytochrome b-c1 complex subunit Rieske-4, mitochondrial-like. Gene Ontology annotation, molecular function: quinol-cytochrome-c reductase activity; 2 iron, 2 sulfur cluster binding. The coding region runs from base 340 to 1149 and encodes 269 amino acids. The record is from RefSeq and is a predicted model, not a curated record. Gene Ontology annotation, cellular component: membrane. NCBI's taxonomy places the organism in Eukaryota, Viridiplantae, Streptophyta, Magnoliopsida, Lamiales, Lamiaceae. Gene Ontology annotation, biological process: mitochondrial electron transport, ubiquinol to cytochrome c. The transcript is spliced from 2 exons.
GAAAAGAAAAAUUGUGGAGUGAGGAACAGAGGGAGUAAGUAAUAAACAAAACAGCGCAUCAAUGUGAACUAAACUAAAUAGCAGAAAAUGGGCUAGUAAAAUUCGAAGCCCGAUCACAUCUUUCAGAUCCGGCCCAGCCUCGAACACCGUGGGCCGUGAAAUCGUCAAAGUUUAAGAUACGGCGUCGUGCCAUUCACCAUAUCGAACUUUUAUUUUUCCUUUUCUAUUUGCAUUCUCCAUUUUCCCUUCUUCUUCCUCUGAGAGAGAGAUCCUGAGUUAGGGCUCGAGAAUCCGUCGUAAUAUCCAAUCGAUACGUGAAAAGUCUUCCAUUGAUCGAAGAUGCUGAGGGUAGCGGGGAGGAGGUUGUCCUCUCUCUCAUGGCGGUCGGGUCAGGCUCCAUCCGCCGCAUUCGCCUCCAGAAACCCGUUUGUCGGCGGCGAUUCAUUAUCGGAUGGACGCACUUCUUCACCCGUUCAAUCAAUUUCUGUUUUUGAUCAGAUCAGAGGGUUCUCUUCUGGUGCCCUUGCAGCAGGGCAGGACUCAGGCUUGGUUCCGGAAGCCCCUGCUACAGUUGCAGCAAUCAAGAAUCCCAGCUCAAAGAUUGUCUACGAUGAGCACAACCACGAGCGUUAUCCACCAGGUGAUCCCAGCAAACGUGCGUUUGCAUACUUUGUUUUGACUGGAGGUAGGUUUGUAUAUGCAUCAUUGGCUCGACUCCUUGUGCUCAAAUUCGUUUUGAGCAUGUCUGCUAGUAAAGAUGUCCUUGCUCUGGCUUCCCUCGAGGUGGAUCUGUCUAGUAUUGAACCUGGGACAACUGUCACUGUGAAGUGGCGUGGGAAGCCAGUUUUCAUCAGGCGCCGAACUGAAGAUGACAUCAAAUUGGCGAACAGUGUUGAUGUUGCCUCGCUUCGUGAUCCACAAGAGGACGCUGUGAGGGUCAAGAAUCCGGAAUGGCUCGUGGUUGUCGGGGUUUGCACCCAUCUGGGUUGCAUCCCCUUGCCAAAUGCUGGUGAUUACGGCGGUUGGUUUUGCCCAUGCCACGGGUCCCACUACGACAUCUCUGGUAGAAUUCGCAAAGGGCCUGCACCAUUUAACCUGGAGGUUCCCACUUACACCUUUUUAGAUGAGAACAAGUUGUUGGUUGGUUGAGAGAGAAGUCGCUCUUGAAGUAAAGGAUGUGGUACGCCAAUUUUUUUGGUAAUUCCAUUAUGGUGACGAAUAAUUUUAGACCGAUUUUUAUUAGUUAGUUUUGGUCUUUCAAGGAUUCCUUAAUCUUUAUUGACUUGAUUGAUAGGCCUGCAGUCUGAAAGGGCACUGCUGUUUUUGAAUAAUGCUGGCUACUUUUCUUUAUUUUCUCCUUGGAAAGAUUUUGUAUUCAGAUUCACAUAUUUGUUGGGAGUAAACACUGUACUAUUGAGAGUUUCUUUUACGAUCAGAGUGAAACUUUAAAA